This is a messenger RNA of Fusarium vanettenii 77-13-4, 1638 nucleotides long. RefSeq lists its product as uncharacterized. Lineage: Eukaryota; Fungi; Ascomycota; Sordariomycetes; Hypocreales; Nectriaceae. The record is from RefSeq and is a predicted model, not a curated record. The transcript is spliced from 5 exons. Gene Ontology annotation, biological process: transmembrane transport; carbohydrate transport. Gene Ontology annotation, cellular component: membrane. Bases 1 to 1638 code for a protein of 545 amino acids. Gene Ontology annotation, molecular function: carbohydrate:proton symporter activity.
AUGACUGCUUCUCUCAACAAGCUCCGUCAGCGCUUGCCAGCGCCUCGACAGGACCAGGAGAUUCGCCGUGCUCGUGAGGAGCGUGGUUCAGUCGAAUCUGAGCAAGCUACAUACGAGCCCGAAGGAGUUGAUUUGCUUGCCCGAGAGGCACCUCCGUGGUAUCGUUGCCCUGCCCGCCGCCGUCUCUACCUGCUUCUAUUUCCUGGCGCUGUCUGUUCCUAUGCGACCAGCGGAUAUGAUGGUUCCUUGCUCAAUGCUUUGCAAACUGUGUCUUAUUUUGACGAGUUCUUCAACUAUCCCCGCGGCGCUAAGCUAGGACUGAUGAGCGCCAUCAUGGCCCUCGGAAGCAUCUGUUCUACACCUUUAGCACCUUGGGUUGCUGAUCGAUAUGGUCGUCGCUGGGGCAUUACAAUUGGCAGUCUGAUCAUGAUCGCUGGCUCUGUGAUCCAAGCCGUCAGUGUUAAUCUGGAUAUGUUCAUUGCUAGCAGAUUCCUUCUCGGUUUUGGUCUCUCAUUUGCUACCACGUCUGCUCCUAGCCUGGUCACCGAGCUAUCGCAUCCCAAAGACCGCGUGACUAUCACGGCUAUUUGUAACACUUGCUGGUCAAUAGGCAGUAUCGCGGCCGCAUGGAUUACCUUUGGAACCAGAGAAAUCAACAGUAACUGGUCCUGGCGCCUGCCAUCCCUCUUUCAGAUGGGUCCCAGCGUCGUUCAACUAUGUGCUAUCUGGUUUCUUCCAGAGUCCCCACGAUGGCUGGUUUCGAAAGAUCGCGAUAUUGAGGCUCUCCAAGCUCUCAAAAAGUAUCACGGAAAUGGCCAGGAGACUGAGCUAGUAAAGCUCGAGUAUCAGGAAAUUAGAGCCGCUAUCGACCUUGAACGAUCUAUCGGCGCCACCACGUGGAAGUCCAUGGUUAUCACACCUGGGAACCGCUACAGGAUGUUCCUUGUACUUUGUAUGGGCUUGAUGAGCCAGUGGUCAGGAAAUGGUCUGAUCUCAUACUACCUUGCCCGAAUCAUGGAUUCCGUAGGCAUUACCAACAAAGAUACCCAGGCUCUCGUCAAUGGUCUGCUCAACGUCUACAACUUCACUCUUGCUUUUACUACAGCUUUCUUUGUCGAACGGCUUGGUCGUCGCAUCCUUUUCCGAGUUUCGACACUCGGCAUGUUAAUUGUGUUUAUUGCAUGGACUAUCGCAUCGGCGAGAUUCCACGAGACGGGAGCUAGCGCUGCAGGAAUUGCAGUUAUGGCCUUAAUCUUCCUUUACGGCGCCUUUUAUAAUAUUGGCAUGUCUCCGCUUGCUGUUGCAUACUCGGUUGAGGUCCUACCAUACUCUAUCCGAGCGAAAGGAAUGGCGACUUAUAUUUUUUCAACAAAAGCUGCCGUGUUUGUCAAUCAGUAUGUAAAUCCUAUUGGCCUUGACAGUAUUGGCUGGAAGUACUACCUCGUCUAUGUCGUCAUUCUUGCGGUUGAAAGCUUCAUCGCCUACGGGUGGUUCAUUGAGACCAAGGGUAAAUCGCUUGAGGAGAUUGCUGUUCUUUUCGAUAAGGAACAGGCAGAACCGAUUCGCGUAAGCAAGGUGGAGGGUGACAAUGCUGUUGUGGCUAUGGAGGAACACGUGGAAGCGGACAAGAGAGUCUAG